CGAUCAACUUUCUAUGUAUAUUUCAACAUUAUACAUAUUGACCUUGUUUUUCUGAAUUGAUAAGCAGGUCUCAUAAAUUUUAUAUUAUCAUUAUGGCAGCUCUAUAAAAAAUCGAAAACUUGCUCAUCGUCUUACAACAAAAGCAAUUAGUUUAUUUAUCGUGGCGAUUAGUUACACAUAUUCAAUAUUUAUUUCGAUAAAUGACCCUUGUACGUUGUGGCAAAAUGCAUAACUCAUACAUUAUUUAAACAAUGAUGUCUCCGCCUAAUAAAAAUUAACAAUGAUUUACUCAUAGACAUUACAGAAAAUUAGUUGCUCUAAGUAAGAUCGAGGUUAAUAGGUUUUUCAGGAGGCUAUUUUUAUCAUUCAGUGAACAGACAUAAUAUAGCUGUGAAAGUGCGGAUAAUAAAAAGUGAAAAUGCCUGAAAUUAGAAACGCACAAAAAUUAAACAAAAAACGAUUAUGUGGGUGCUGUAAUUCGUGUCGGAUUUUCCCGUCGUAUGGCAGAAGGAAUCAAAUACCUGAGAUAAUCAUUACUAAUAACAUGAACGAGAAGGACUACCGGCACUUUUACAAUAUUCCCCAGCCACUCGAUGCAGGAACUGUCAUCAAAGUUAAGGGAAUCGUUCUUCCAGAAUGCUCAAGGUUUGCGGUAAAUUUAUGUUGCACUAAAGAACCUACAACGGAUAUAGCUUUGCAUUUAAAUCCCAGGAUAUCACAGAGAUAUGUAGUACGAAAUACCCGCAUCAAAGAACGUUGGGGAGUAGAAGAGGUGACUUCGUUAUCAAAAUUUGAAUUAAUAAGAAAUCAACAGUUCCAAAUCGAUAUUGUUAUAACGGAAACAGAAUUUCUGAUCAACAUUAAUGGUAAAUACGUUUGUUCUUUUGCCUACCGACUUCCUGUAAUUGACAUAAAGGCGAUAUCGAUCGAAGGACCUGUGGAUUCAAUCAGCAUAGAAUAUGAAAAAACUUCGGUUUAUCCUGUUAUAAAGAAAUUUAUGGCUGUUGAAGAAAUUUAUGAAGAUGAAGAUAUUGUCAAUUCUGAUCAAAACUUGUCUGUUCCGUUGAAAUUAUCUUUAAAAGACGGUUUCCAACAAGGAUGGCAACUAGAAAUACAAGGAAGGGUUAAAGUGUUGCCAGUUAAUUUUUCUGUUAAUCUACAAGAUGGACCUCAGUUAUGGCCAAGACCUAACAUAUACCUCCACCUUAAUCCUCGUUUCGGGUAUGCAAAUACAAAGCACGUAUUCGUUAGAAACGCUUGGUUGGAAGGUUCCUGGGGUCCAGAGGAGAGAGUUGAAUGCUUCCUGUUCACUCCAGGAUCAUCAUUUAGUUUAGCGAUUCGAAAAUGUGACAGUCAUUUCUCGAUAUACGUUAACGGUCAGUUAGCAGGAGAGUUUACAUUUAGGGGCGACGUUAAUCGAAUCAACACUCUGUAUAUACAAGGAGAUGUCACAAUUAGUAAUGUAGUUAUGAGACAUAAGAUCAACGACAAAUAUUUUCAUAAUAGUAAACAAAGUAUCUCGGCUAGUAAAGAGUGAAUAAUUCAUAAAGUACACAGUUUGUUGAGCAACUUUUUCACUCUAUAUUUGUUGCACAUUCAUUUAUAAUACGAUGUAGUCACUUAAAAUCACGUAUCUAGUAUUUUUGUAUAAAUAUUGUUAUGAAUUUCUUUAAUUUUUUAUUUCUUAAACUUUUUGAUAUAUUAAUGCUUCUAAAUGUUCUUGAUUUUAGGAUAAUAAUUUUUGAAAGAUUGAUAGAGACUGAAGUUAAGUCUUAUUAUAUAAGAAAAACUAAUUUUAAAACAGAAGAGACCUAAAAUCAAUAACAUUGAGAAGCAUUAAUGUUGUUAUAUAAAUAAUAUAUUGUACUUUUUUUUGAUAAUUACUGUUUUACAUUUUAUUUCUUGAAUAAAUAAUCUGCUUUCAAUUUUAUCCUACAGUGAAUAAAUGUCAACUGGAAUAAAUAAUGAAACAUAUCAAAUUUUAAAUUAAAAAUUGAUAUUCUUCAACGUGAACAUGAGAUCUCCGCAUAGAUUUGGUGAUCGCUCUGCCCACUCCACCAACUUUUACCUCUUUAUCCACCCAUUGUAAACUACUGCGUUGAAGUACUGCCGGGCAUUGCGUUGGUAAUGUAGUAGUGCCUCAACUUGCUGGAAAAAUAUUGUUAUCACUGUAACUUGGAGGCUUUCUAGAUCGUGACGUAAAUUGCCAGCCAUAGCUGGAAUGAAAUCAAAGAAAACGCUGCAAAUGUUGUGGUUUCUAACAAUGCCUACCCAAACAAUAACUUAUCAGGGUAUUGAGUGUAUUCUCCUUAUAUUAAGUGAGAAUUUCCCUCCCUGGGGGUUGUACUUAUCAUUCGAAGAAGAUUGAAGACAGGGAUCGCAUUUUCACGUUAAACUUUGUCAAUUUAUAAGUUGAAUUUGACUUGCUUCGAAAUUAUUUAUGAAUAUGUACGAAAUAAUGAAUUUAUUCCAUUUGGCGAUUAUACAUUGUAAAUAUAACUACCGUUAGAAGUUUCCCAGUAAUAUUUGUAUUUAACUUAAGAAAUAUUUGGGACUUCGUUUCUGUGAAACACUCGAUGGGAAUGUCUUCAAGACGAUGUUUUUGGUUCAUUGUGAGAAAACGCGACACCCAUCUACAGUCCAAAUUUUCUCUACUCUGUCUGAUAGCUCGCCAUUGGACGAUCAUCCAGUACCGCUUUGUGGAAUUACCUCAACAUUCUGGUCUUCACAGGUCGUACGGCUUCGUUUAAACUCUGCUACCCAAUCUUCUACAGUUGAUAACGAAGGAGUGGUCUCACCCCGAGUAGAAUCUAGCUUUUAUAUUGUUUGGGUUGAGGCUUUUCAAAUAAAAGUAUUGUAUCACAUAACGCUGACCAAUGUUUCUUUAUUUCUUGAUUAUUAAAAAAUUCCUUAAAUUCCUCAGAAUUUAUACCUGCAUAUUGAUCAGCUAGAACCAUACAAACAUUUUCAGUUUGUGAUACUUUCUUUAUCAGUUUUAUGAAAUUAUCAGCGGUUGAAAUGUAAGAAUCUGCUUGUAAAAUGAUGUAUUAACAAAUGUUAUUAUUUUUUUGUGGAUCUCGAACCUCCGAAACCUCUAAUUGUGUCAAUUGACAAUUUAAAAUGGUUUUGUUGCUGGACCUAAAUGUGACAUUGAACCAUAUUUGUGAUAUCGUCUUGAUUUAUUUCUUAUACAAAUUUUACAGUUUUUACUAAUUUCUUUAAUGUUCCUUGUCUGGUUCUUUCCUACAUAUAAUGUACUGACUGCUUCUUGCAUUUGGGAAAUUCCAAUAUGACAAAUUUUCUUGUACUGAUUUUAAAAAUGUCUUGCUGAAUUAUUCUAUUAUUCUUAUCCAAACUCUUUUCGUUUGAUACUUCUUCAAGAAACUGGUCUUCACCUUUGUAUAAGCAAGAGUUUUUAAAAUCUCUUUAUGGAGGUCUGGUAUUAUCAAGGUCAAGGUAUUGAGGUUAUGUAAUAAAUAUUUGAUUUUGCAUCGCUUUCAGGCAAUAUCUUGAAAUCGAAUCGAAGUUUCUCCAUAUUUUUUUUUAUUUCUUCACUUGGGUAAACGAAAAUUGUCGGUUCAUAAGAUAAUAGUUUGGAUUAGUUGAAAUAAACAUGUGUUGUUCUGGAAACAAAGAUUUAUUUUUUUAACAAAUUUCAGUACUUAUGUAAUAUUGAUAGACUACUUUUACACUUUAACCAAAUCUUACUUGAAAACAGAGAAACGACAUUUAAAGUUCAUUUCUUCAUUUAUUUCUUAAAUAAGAAAUAAUUCUUGAAAUAAAACUAUUUACAUCUUCCAGCUUAUUUAAUCUCUGUAUUUUAUCUCAAUAGAAAUUGACAAUAACUUAACCUUCUUAACCUUCAGAUAAGUGAAGCAAACCAUGUUUCCAAUAAAAGAAAUUUCUGUGAAAUUUGUCGGAAAUACAUUCUUGGAAUAAAAAUUUCUAACUUUUAUUGGCAAAUAGGUAUGGAUCUUAUGAUACUGCUAUGGGGUCUUUUGACUACUCCAAACAUUUUCUAUUGUUAUGUAUAGUUUAUGGUUAUAAAAAAACCAAUAAAAGCCUGAAAACUUGUAUUAGCUCUCGUAUAUUUAUAAAAAUUUCAGUAAAUAUUUAGAUUAUUCUAUUUUCCCGUACAUCGAACGUAUUACCUCUACUACUAAGCCCACAUCUACCAUUUAAUCUAAUUUAACUUCAUCUUUCUCCUUUCUAAAGAAAGUAGCGUUAAUAUUUCAAAAAAUGUUCUCAAUUACGUUCUUAAUGUUAUAGAUAACUCUAUUUUGAUUCAAAUGUGUACAUUUUGUAGCAAAUAGUUCAGUAACUCCCGAUUUUAUUAUAUUUUUUCAUAUUUUUUGAACGUCAAGAAAUUACCGGGAUUCAGUUUGUGAAACAAGGAUUAUCACAUUCUUAGUAUCUUACAAAAGCAUUCUAAGGGCGUUUUAAAAAAUCGGUUCGAUUUUUUUUGUUGUCCGUGACUAAAAAUGCUGACUCGAAGUGAAUGUUGAGGACUGAAUCAGGAAAACACAGUAUUUUUGGCAAAAAAUUAGUUCAGUAUGAUUAGUUUGUGAUCACAGAAAAACGUUGAAAUUAUAGAAACUAUUUGAUUCAAAAUAUUCGUGGAUUUUUAGGGGUCUUACGUUCAAAUAAAAAUAUAAUUUGUAAUACAAAUUAUGACUUAGAUUCUUGAAUUGACUAUACAUUUAUAUAAGCUUUUUAUUGAUCAAUUCUCGGUAAUUUUUUACUCUAAUAAAUCUAGAGUGACAUUUUUCUUGAAAAUGUUGCUUACUUGAACAGCUUUUUAUAUGAUUACGCUUAUUUUUUAUAUUUAUUUUGUUUUUUUUAUAUUAUUAACACUGUCUUAACUUUUAUUAAAAUAUAACUAUAUACCAAAAAA
Diorhabda sublineata is the source of this 4894-nucleotide messenger RNA. RefSeq names its product galectin-8-like. The transcript is spliced from 6 exons. Lineage: Eukaryota; Metazoa; Arthropoda; Insecta; Coleoptera; Chrysomelidae. Gene Ontology annotation, molecular function: carbohydrate binding; galactoside binding. The coding region runs from base 419 to 1537 and encodes 372 amino acids. The record is from RefSeq and is a predicted model, not a curated record.